GUCGGCAACGCUGUUCCGGUCCCGGACAUGAUCGGACCCAACUCUGCGGACGACUUGAUUCGGCCGCUGUGCCCAUGGAGGAGCUGUGGAGCGUCAACGCGAGCGCGCAUUGGAACGCGUCCGUGGCGGGCAAGGAGCGCGUGAGCGGCGCGGACGUACCCGUGGACGGCUCGCCAGCGCUGCGCAUACUCGUCUCAGUGGUGUACUCGCUGGUGUGCGCAGCCGGUCUGCUGGGGAACCUGCUGGUGCUCGUCCUGGUCAAGGUGCGCGGCGGCGGGGGCGGCGGUGCAGGUAAAAGGCGCGCCACCAUCAACCUGUUCAUCGUCAACUUGGCAGUGACUGACCUUCAGUUUGUGCUGACUCUGCCCUUCUGGGCAGCGGACACACUGCUGGACUUCAGCUGGCCCUUUGGCCACGCCAUGUGCAAGGUGGUGCUCAGCGUGACCGUCAUGAACAUGUACGCCAGCGUUUUCUUCCUCACCGCCAUGAGUGUCACAAGGUACUGCUCCGUGGCAUCUGCGUUGCCAGAGCAUGCAUCUGGGCAGGGGCGUGCCUGUUCUGCACUCUGGGCAGUGGGCGCAUUAUGGGCGGCGGCCACCUUGGCCACAGCACCCACCGCCAUUUUUUCUACGGUGAGGCGGGUGGCAGGGGACCGCCUGUGCCUGCUGGACUUCCCGGAAGGGGGGGCAUGGCUCGCUCUCUACCAUGUACAGAAGAUCCUUGUGGCUUUUGUGCUCCCUGCGCUGGUGGUGUGUGCCUGCUACCUGUUGUUGCUGCGCUUGCUCCGGGCACGCACCUUCAGUGCCAAGCAGGUGAGGCGGCGGGCACGCAUCACCCGCUCAGUGACCCUGGUAGUCGUGUCCUUCUUUGUGUGCUGGAUGCCCAACCACGCCAUCACGCUGUGGGGGGUUCUGGUCAAGUUCAACGUGCUGCACUGGGACCGUGCCUACUACCUGGCACAUACCUACGUGCACCCCCUCAGUGUGUGCCUAGCGCACACCAACAGCUGCCUCAACCCGGUUCUCUACUGCCUCAUGCGCCCGGAGUUCCGUGCCAGGCUAAAGAACAUGUUCUGGAGGGUGUCAUCCCCUGCUGCCCCCCGAUCUGCUACCACUGUGCGCACGCGGCCUGGUGACGUCGUCAUCCCGCUCAACAACGUGGACACAGAGCAUUGCCGUCUGUCAGUUCUGACAGAUCAGUGUGACCCAGUUCUGACUCUGGAGCCACACGCCAGUGACACUGGAGUGGAAGAUCAGGACGCUCACAUGGAUGCUUUCAUGAGGAACGUUGAAAUGUUUGGACAGGAAGUGACGCAUCCUAACAAGGACCUACAUCACAGCUGAACUGACAACUGGGAAGUCGGACAUUGUGUAUUGUGCAUAGCAACGGCACUCAAAGACGGAAUUCCUACUCACAAAAUCACCGAGCAGAAGAAAUGUAAUGUUACACGUUAACGGCAGCGUCUGUGUUCUAUUGAUGUAAUGUGCAUUUAUGUGUAUUCACCGGGUCAAACUAACCACAGGCUGUUGUAAACAUAUAUGUCCUCUCAUCAUGUGCAAAGUUAUUUCAUGCGGUGAAGGAG
Doryrhamphus excisus (bluestripe pipefish) is the source of this 1582-nucleotide messenger RNA. RefSeq names its product relaxin family peptide receptor 3.3b (gene rxfp3.3b). Gene Ontology annotation, cellular component: external side of plasma membrane; membrane. NCBI's taxonomy places the organism in Eukaryota, Metazoa, Chordata, Actinopteri, Syngnathiformes, Syngnathidae. Gene Ontology annotation, molecular function: bradykinin receptor activity; C-C chemokine receptor activity; C-C chemokine binding. Gene Ontology annotation, biological process: calcium-mediated signaling; immune response; positive regulation of cytosolic calcium ion concentration. The record is from RefSeq and is a predicted model, not a curated record.